AUGGCAGUUUUACCAGAGGAUGAAACUUUGAUAGAGAAAAGAGAAGCAGAAAUGGUUUCACCUUCUGGUGGAAAAUCCACUUACAGAAUUGCCCAUUUCUUAAAUCCCUCAUUUUCUCCCUCAAAAAAAACACAAACCCUUUUAAACCCUCCUCCUAAAAUUUCUCAGUCUUCAAAACCCAUUUUUUCAAUUCUCAAAUCUCUCUCCUCAAAAGUCCUUUUUCAUGGCUGGAAAAACCCACUAAAGAAUUGGAAUUUCUGGGUCAAAAAAUUAAGCCCUUCAUGUAAAUCAAUUUGGAAGCAAUCAUGUAUAUAUGAAGCAAUCAUGGGUUCAACCCAUGAAAUUCCAAAAUGUAGAGCAUCUAUGUUUGCGCUUGCUGAGAAAUGGUGCCCAGAAAGUAACACAUUUGUGCUUCCUUGGGGUGAAGUUACCAUAACUUUGGAGGAUGUUAUGGUUUUGGGUGGUUUUUCUGUAACAGGGGAAUCUGUUUUGAGUGAAAUUAGUUCCAAGAAUUUGCUUGAGAUUGAGGAGAAGUUGCUCAUGGGACGUUCAGAGAUGAUGAGGACUAAGUCUAAGAAGGCUAGCCAGCAACAAUGGUUGGAGAAUUGGAUGGGAAAGGAGGGAACUUUCGAGCACGAAGCGUUUUUGUGUUUGUGGUUAUCAAGGUAUGUUCUGCCUGCUGAUGAUCGUAGUACUAUGAAUAAGAGUGUGUUUCAAAUUGCUGUGCUUUUAGCUAGAGGCACUAAGAUUGCAUUGGCGCCGGCUGUUCUUGCUUGUAUAUAUAGAGAUUUGAGGUUGUUGAAAGAGAAGAUUGUAAGUUUAAGAGAUUUAGGUGAUCAAGAUGAUACAAAUGUGACAAAAGUUGUCCUUUGGGCUCCCUUGCAAUUAUUGCAAGUUUGGAUUUGGGAAAGGUUUCCAACAUUGAGCCCAAAAUCUAAUCCUAUUAUGAGUACUGAUAUGCCUAGAUUAAUGAGGUGGAACAAAGUGAGAACAAAUUUGAGAGCUGAUGAUUUGGGUCUGGAUGUUGAUUCUGCUGGUGAUGAUUUUAGGUGGAGACCUUAUUCGAUGUCGUUGAACAAUUGGUCAUUCGAAUUUGAUUUGCAGUCUUAUGGUAGAUGUAUAAGGGUCAGUCAACUGGUUGGAUUGGAUUGUAUUGAGCCAUAUUUCCCUCAUCGAGUAGCAAUGCAGUUCGGACUUGACCAAGAUAUCCCGGUUGCUUUCCCUCGUUUGAGUGACACGGCGAAGGAGACUGCUUGGAGGAAUUACAAUAGGCCAAUCGAAGACAUCAAGUUGUACAUGCCACAAAAGCUAUUUGAGUCGGAUGUUACAAUGCGUUAUUUGGAGUGGUGGAAGAAAUCAACAGUUAUGAAUGGAAAGGCUAAGUGUGUGGGAGAGAAAGGACACGCUGAACUGAGUCCUCUACCAUGCCAAGCUACCUCAAAGAUGUCAGAAAAAGGAGUCGCGGAACCUACUACUCAACCAUGCCUAGGUUCCUCAAAGAUAUCUAUGACAGCAGCAGAGAGGGUGAGAAUCAAAAUGGAAAAGAAUGAAGCCGAGGUACCUCCUGGUUUCAGUCCGAAAGGCAAAAGGGUAUUGACUGAUGAUUCCUCUGAUCAAUAUAAAUCUAGCUCUAAGAAGUCCAGACUAUCUCCAAGUCAUCCUGUUAUUGAUAUUGAGAGCAGUGAAUCUAAUGCUUCUCGUGGUUCUUCUUUCCAAACUAAAGGGGUGAAACCUGAUGAUAAUUUUGAUGAUCACCAAACAUUGACAGAAUUGUUUGGGUUAAAGGGUGUUGUAAACGAAAAUAGAAGCCGUACCUUGUCAAUGAGCCAUCGCGAGAGCCCUUCAUCUUCCGCAGGAGAUAAUGCUUUUAUGCAAGCGACUGGAUUCGGAACAAACUAUGGAGUACGCAGUUUUUCGAAUGAAGAAUGUACUAGGAAAGAAGUCGAUGUUGAAGACGGAACUGAGAGUAAAGCUGGAAGUCCAAUUAGUAUUGACAAGGACAGGGUUCAAACCAGUUUCGAUGGUGCUUCUGAGUCUCCAGAUAUUGAUCUAUUAGGUCGAAUUGCUCGGCUGCAGAGAAUUGUAGACAUGGUGAUAGCAGCCAAAAUUAGCAAGGCCUAG
Molecule: messenger RNA, 2121 nt
Organism: Beta vulgaris subsp. vulgaris (sugar beet)
Lineage: Eukaryota; Viridiplantae; Streptophyta; Magnoliopsida; Caryophyllales; Amaranthaceae
Exons: 1
Coding region: 1-2121 (706 amino acids)
Biological process (GO): meristem development; meristem maintenance
Source: RefSeq, a predicted model, not a curated record